AAUCAGUCCCCGAAGAUGGCGGCGGCGUCGGAGGAGCGGAUGGCUGAGGAAGGAGGCGACGGCCACGGCGACGACGGCGCCUCUCCGGCCGUCGGCUCUGCCCCGCGGCUGCCCCCGCCGGCCCCGGCCCCGGCCCCGCCGCCGGGCUCCCAGACGCCCCCCGCCCCGGCGCUGGCUCCCGACCAGCUGCCUCCCCACAACACGCUGGUGGCGCUGCCCAUCGUAGCCAUCGAGAACAUCCUCAGCUUCAUGUCCUACGACGAGAUCAGCCAGCUGCGCCUGGUUUGUAAAAGAAUGGACUUGGUCUGUCAGAGAAUGUUAAAUCAGGGAUUUCUAAAAGUGGAGAGGUACCAUAAUCUAUGUCAGAAACAAGUUAAAGCACAACUCCCGAGGAGAGAGUCAGAACGGAGAAACCAUUCAUUAGCUCGUCAUGCAGACAUCCUUGCUGCUGUUGAAACAAGACUAUCACUGUUAAAUAUGACUUUCAUGAAGUAUGUGGAUUCUAACCUCUGUUGCUUCAUCCCAGGAAAGGUGAUCGAUGAGAUUUAUUAUGUGUUGAGAUAUGUCAAUUCUACCAAAACCCCUCAGCGAGCUCAUGAAGUACUUCAGGAGUUAAGGGAUAUUUCCUCCAUGGCCAUGGAAUACUUUGAUGAAAAGAUUGUUCCAAUUCUAAAGAGGAAAUUACCAGGAUCAGAUGUAUCUGGAAGACUCAUGGGCUCUCCUCCAGUUCCAGGACCUUCUGCAGCCCUGACAACCAUGCAGCUCUUCUCCAAGCAGAACCCUUCAAGACAGGAGGUCACCAAACUCCAGCAGCAGGUGAAGACGAAUGGUGCCGGGGUGACAGUUCUCAGGCGGGAAAUUUCUGAGCUUCGCACCAAAGUGCAAGAGCAGCAGAAACAGCUUCAGGACCAGGACCAGAAACUGCUAGAGCAGACCCAGAUCAUAGGUGAACAGAACUCACGACUGGCAGAGUUAGAGCGCAAGCUCCGAGAAGUGAUGGAAAGUGCCGUGGGCAACUCCUCCGGGUCUAGGCAGAACGAAGAGUCUCCCCGGAAGAGGAAAAAGGCAGCAGAAGCCAUUGACUCUCUUAGGAAAUCGAAACGUCUCCGGAAUAGGAAGUAGAUCGGAGUGUGGUUCUAGCUCCAGAGGAAGACCUUGGCUUAGUGGCUUAAGCAGUGCUUCAUGUCAGGGCCCCGUGAGCCACACGGUGUCCCUUAGGCUUCUAGGCUCUCAGAACACAACUUAAACUUGAACGUUCCUGGUUGGGACAGUCUUUCUCUGCUUCUCCUGGUUGAACUGAUGCACAGAAUCUUUUUACUUUGCAAAAGAUUUGUAUUAACCAGACUUGUUCUAUCAUGUUUUGAGGAGUUAACUUUUUUUCUGUGCAGAUAAUGUUUAAAGUUUGUUUCUGCAUAUAUGCACAUUACGUAAGGAUCUUAAACGAACCAGUCUCGACAGACUAGAAGUUAAGUUCAAUACAGAAAAUGUCCUGUUCACUUGAAAGAAAAGAUCUACUUUUUAAUGGACAGUAUCUUGUUUUUAAAAAAAAAAGUUGACUUUUUGUUAUAAGUGACCUUUGUCUGGAAUGUCUGAAAAGUAGUAAAUGCUUUUUGGUAUUGAAGUAAUGGGUAACUAAAAUGGACUUCCAUAGUAUUGGCUGUAGAUGGGCCUCUACAGUAUUGACUAUAUAUUUUUAUAAACUACUGGCAAGGAGACUUACCCAGUUGUUCUAUACAUAUUUCGUUCUCUUUUGGGGCCGUGUCCUACAUUUGCAUGAAUGGAUGCAUGCAUUGCCCAGUCAGCUCAUUUAAAAAGCUCUUGCACUGGUUUGGAUCUUGAACCUCUGUUCUUUCCCACAUUGUAGAGCCAUGUCUCAGUUUAUUUAAGUGCUUACCUUAACAUCUUCCACCACAACAGCUUGCCUCUGGGGGUGGGAUUUGUUCGUCUGUUUGUCGUCCACUUUCACGGAGCAGAGUAUGAAAGCCCUUUGCUCUGUCUAUUCUCUGUAGGGUUCAGGUACACUGGCUAAGGCAGAACCCCACAUUGCGAGGCUCUUGCAUAUCAGUAUCAGACCUCCGGGACCUAAUACUGGUCCUUCCUCACCACUGUGCAUGGCUCUCUGAUCAAAUGUGGUGACCCAGUGGGGACCCAACUCGGGGGAUGCAGUUUUGCUAUUGGAAGCAAGUUAACUGAAGGAGAUUGUUCAUUGAACAGGAAUUUUGAUCAUUUCAUUUCUGGGGGGUGACCUUGAGGGGAAGCUUUUUAAUAUUGAUCUCAAGCUUCCCUUUUCCUGCAACUUUCAACAAAAGCUUUAAUUUUGUUUGCACUCCUAUAUUGAGCUUGUUACUGGAAAAGCGUGUCUUGCACUGUUCAACCUUCAAAGUGGUCACUUUAACAGCCUCCAGAUUAUGUACAGUGGUUCUUUAACCCAGUUGUAUAUUUUUGAGACAUUCAGCAAUUACUGUCCUAGUUUUAUUUUAAUGAGCUAAAUUAUGUAGUUAUUAUUUGAACAAGUUUUAUUAAACAACUGUUGCCUUGGGCUUCAGUUAUUUAAAAUAAAGUAGGGGUAAUGUAGAAAACUAUCCCUUCCCAGGUGGGAGUUUUGUUCACCUGUGUGAAAUAUAAGGUUUUGGUAAGUACCUUAGUUGAAUAAAAGCACAAGGUAACCACUUUUUUUUUUUUAAUCUGUCCGGUAUAACAUGGUUAUGCAUCCUUUAGAGUCACUUCACCAAAUGAAACUUUUUUCCUUGAUCAUUUUUAAUAUUGUCCUUACCUAAAACUGUCCUUAGAUUUUAUUCAACUUAAUGUCUGACUUUGAAACUCCAUUUACAAUGUAGUAUGUUUUCAAUGAAAAAAAAAAAAAAAAAAAAAACAAAGUACCAUCCAAGUGUUCUAUGGUUUGUUGGGAAGGUAAUUUUAAAAUAAACAAUUUCCAAAAAAACAUUUGUCAGCCAAGGUCAUCCAUAAAGGUCCCCGUCUGGAACUCAUUUUCUCAGCAGGUCUCAUUUUUGUAAUUGUAGGAUUUAGCCAUAUUAUCAUAAUUUUAGAGGAAGCCUGCAGGAAUACCAUGGCCUUUACCGAUAGCCUGCUUUCCUGGUUAUAGGAAGAAUUUUUUAAGUAACAAAGUACAUGUUUACAGGUUUAUAAAGUACGAUCCUUAGGCAUCAAAAGGAUAUAACCUCAGAUUAUUUAAGAGUUGCUAAUGGAUUUUUAUUUCAGUUAUCUGUAAGCUACAUCUAGAUACCCUAAAUCUCUCCAUAGUCUCCCAUUGUAAAUACUUCUAGGAGUAUUUAACUUUCAUAAUGAGUCUUCACACUUGUAGAAGGUAGAUUUUCUGUUUCCAAAUCCAAAUUUCUAAGCGUAGAGUGUACACUUAUUACCGCCUGUCCAUAGAUGAAUGAACUCCAUGCAUGAGCAUUCCGUAACAGUAGGAGAACAAAGCACUACAAUUCAGUUGUUUGUUGUAAGUCUUAAAUACUCAAUUCUAGAAUUUUGCCUUGAGCGAUUUGAUAGCUACUAUACUUGCUUUUGGAUAACGGUGAUAUUUAGAGUUCAACAAUUCACAAAUUAUUUGAAUAGCUAAAACUGACAUAGGAAAAUUGUUGAUUAGCCUCCUUGAGACCCAGCCUGCCCUGGAGUAUAGGACAGGAGUGUAAAUGCUCUAUGUUAAUGUCCGAGCACAUUAGUUUAUAAGUAUUAUUCACAUCUGCCCAACUUUUUCAGGGGGAUUUCUCUUUGUGAAGGGGUCAGUCUCACUUACAAUGUGACUGUUGCCCUGUGGACAUAGAGUGUGACAAAGCCUUGUAAAAAAUGGAGAAGACUGUCCGUCUCAUCCCCACUGGACUCCCAGCGUGGGUGGACUUAGUUUUCACAAACAUUCAGAAAUGUGAAUUAUUUCAAAAUACAAGUUUAUAAAACCUGUCAUUUUUUAAACCUCUUUCUCGAUAUGCAGAGUGUGAAAACACAAAUGUAUUUCAAAGUCAAUCAUACUGUUUUUACAGACUUGGGGUGCCAUCAGGUCUAAAGCCACUGAUUUGGAAGUAACUUUUUGGUAAAGUGUGUUUUUUUGUUUUUUGGGUUUUUGUUUUUGUUUUUUUUUUUUUUUUUUUUUUGAGUACUGAAUUUUACAGGGGCUUGCCUUAAUCUCUAGUAGUUUCAAGAUGUAUGCGCUAUUCUACUUGUUAAAAUGUUAGGAUAUUCUGUGUAGCCCCAAAGGGGGUAAAACAGAGUAUAAGUAAUGCCUAAUAAAUAAGCUAAAAGGUGUCACUACGGCUGAAUUUUGAGAGAAGAUGGACGUAUGAAAAUAGGCUAUGUGAAGUAAAUGAAAAUAAUGGCACCUUAAGAUUGCACUAUUUUAUGCAUUAUUUUAUAUGCCAUUUCAUAGCCUGCACUUUAUUCUCCAAAGAAAUAAUGUAUGAUGUCCCAGUUGUUCCUUAUUGUUAAUAAACUUUUUCCUAAGACAGGGAACUAUUCUAUUUUACUAUACUGAAUUAGUUUCUUGGAGGGUGGAUUCCUAUUUCCUUAGCCAUAUUUUCUAGGAUCUAGGAACUCUUUGUCUAUUUCAAACAGUAUAUAAUUUUAAUUUAAUGUAGUAUAAAAUCUCAUACUUGGUGAUCAGCACAUUCUUAUAACCUGCUAGCAGUGAGUACCCAUUUGUUGCGCUUACUGAAUCCUCUAAAAAUAACUAUUCUGUAAGAUUUGAUGCCAGGAAUGAAAGAUAUUCUGAAAGGAAGCCGUACAGGACGCAGUCUCUUGGAAAUGGCUGUUUCUAAUGUAAACUCCAACCUGGUACGACAUCCAGUUGUUUGGAAUAUGUACGAUUUCCUUUAGUCCAAAAGAGGUUCUUAAGUUAAAACUAUUUAAAAGUAAACUUGUGUAGCCUACCACAUACAGUGAACUAUUUUCAAAGAAUGCUUAAGUAAUUUGCAAAAUCGAACUAGCAAUUAGUUGACUUAUUACCUGCCGUGAUUUUAUUUAUAAUAGCGAUACAUUUAUAUGAUAAAUAGGAUAGGCUUAUAGAUAACAUUGGCCUUUUCCAGCUUCCUAAGAAUCUUUGCAGAAGUUCUGAUGUUCGAAAGUUACGCCCCAGUUUUUCCUGUUGUGUCCAGAAAGAACCAGGGAACUUAGAAGCAUACUGAUAAUCUAACAGACCCAUUGCUAAAAGUAUACUGGUCCAUAUUCAGAACUAUACCAGAAGUUGAGAGUGCUUAAAAUUCCUUUAUGUGGUACUAUGUGUGUUUACUUAUGCUCAUGAGCAACAAUAAAUUACUAGUUUACCUUUUGGAUUUUAAUUGUUAUAACCUAAUUCAAUUAUUGGAACGUGAAGAACACCUCCCGCUCACACAACAGGGUACAGAAAUAAAUGUGUUGUUACCAGUGCUA
Messenger RNA from Sorex araneus (European shrew), 5382 nucleotides. It is a transcript of the gene FBXO28, whose product is annotated as F-box protein 28. The record is from RefSeq and is a predicted model, not a curated record. The coding region runs from base 16 to 1122 and encodes 368 amino acids. Gene Ontology annotation, biological process: protein polyubiquitination. Gene Ontology annotation, molecular function: protein binding. NCBI's taxonomy places the organism in Eukaryota, Metazoa, Chordata, Mammalia, Eulipotyphla, Soricidae. The transcript has 5 exons.